Messenger RNA from Colletotrichum spaethianum, 435 nucleotides. RefSeq lists its product as uncharacterized. Bases 1 to 435 code for a protein of 144 amino acids. The record is from RefSeq and is a predicted model, not a curated record. Lineage: Eukaryota; Fungi; Ascomycota; Sordariomycetes; Glomerellales; Glomerellaceae. The transcript has a single exon.
AUGGCGUGCUUCUUCAUCACCUUUUCGGGUUGGUGGGCGUGGAACGGCUUCCUCUCAUCCAUCUACGCCCGUUCCCCGUCGCCAUACUCCGUGCGGGACGGAUUUUCGAAAACGUUCGGUGCGGAUUGGGCAUGGUGGCUGACGCUCAUUGUCAUGACCACUAUUUUCAUUCUCAUGGAAACGAUCUUCCGCACCUUGCAGAGAUCCAUGAUACUGACCGGGCUAUGGAGGUGGCCCUGGGUUCGAAAGGAGGAUGACGUCUGUGCUGAUGAGUGGCGGUUGGAGUUGUGGCAGGAGCUGGAGAAGGACCCUACCGUGAAAACAAGGUUGAAGAAGUUGGCGAGAGAUGAGGAGGAGGACAACGAUGACGUGGUCAAAGAGGUCUGCGAAGAUGAGGUGGAUGGUGGCGUUGUCCGAUUGGAGAGGGCGGUUUAA